GGUCUUCUCCAGCUGUCCUUAGACACAGAAGUCCUUAACACGGCCAUUCUGACGGGGAAGACGGUGUCUGUGCCAGUCAAGGUGGUUGCUGUGCAGGAGGAUGGGUCCGUGGUCGACGUUUCAGACUCCACCGAGUGCAAGUCAGCCGACGAAGACGUCAUAAAGGUUUCUGACAGAUGUGACUCCAUCUUCGUUAACGGCAAGGAGAUGAAAAGCAAAGUGGAUACCAUUGUUAACUUCACUUACCAGCAUUUUACCACCCAGCUGGAAGUGACGGUCUGGGUUCCCCGGCUCCCGCUGCAGAUCGAGAUCUCUGAUACGGAGCUCAGCCAGAUCAAAGGCUGGAGGAUACCCGUCACCUCCAAUAAAAGGCCUACCCGUGACAGCGAGGAUGAAGAGGAUGACGAGAAAAAAGGCAAAGGCUGUACCCUGCAGUACCAACACGCCAUGGUGCGAGUCCUCACGCAGUUCGUAGCUGAAUCCUCCGAGCUGGGAGGCCACUUGACCUACAUGCUGGGCUCCGAGUGGCAGUUUGACAUCACUGACCUCGUGACUGACUUCAUGAAGGUGGAAGAGCCCAGGAUUGCCAAGCUUCAAGACGGCCGAGUUCUGGUUGGUCGUGAGCACGGCAUCACCACGGUGCAGGUUCUGUCACCUCUUUCCGAUUCCAUCUUGGCAGAGAAGACAGUGAUAGUUCUGGAUGACCGAGUGACCAUCACAGAUCUCGGAGUACAACUGGUGUCAGGCUUGUCCCUCUCCUUACAAAUCAGCAAAGGAAGUAAGAGAGCUAUCGUUUCUACCACCUCUGCGUAUGAUAUCCUUCACACCCCAAAACAGGAAGCCGUAGUCAGUGCGUGGCUUUUGUUCAGUGAUGGGUCAGUGACGCCGUUAGAUAUCUAUGACUCCAAGGACUUCUCGAUCACCAUCACCUCACUGGAUGAGAUGGUGGUGUCUGCACACCAGAACCUUCAGUCCAAGUGGCCUGUGGUAGUGGCGGAAGGGGACGGGCAAGGACCUUUGAUUAAAAUUGAAAUGGUCAUCAGUGAGCCAUGCCAGAAGACAAAGCGGAAGAGCAUUCUGGCUGUUGGGAAGGGAAGCGUCAAGGUGAAGUUUGGUCAAAAAGAUUCUGACCAGAAAGGAAGCAGUAAUGACAUAGAUGAGAUAGAUACAGAUUUUAAAAGCCAUGCAAGCAAUUCUAUAGAGAAACCUGCAGAACAAGAGAGGACAGCACAAGAAUGGUCCAAAAACCACGAGGACACGUCCAGUCACGAGGACAAUGCAAACAAAAGCACAACUUUCAUAUCUCCCAUUGAUCAGGAGUCCCUGGAGGAUGGCCAGAUCCAAAAUAACCCAACUGCCUUCACAGGUUUCCCUGCGCAAGUAGAAAUACCGGGAGAAAACAGCCCCAGCGAUCUCACAUUGACUUCAAGAGGAUUGACAGACCUGGAGAUCGGCAUGUAUGCCCUGCUGUGUGUUUUCUGCUUAGCAAUCUUGGUCUUUUUGAUUAACUGUGUGGCAUUUGCUUGGAAGUACAGGCAUAAAAGGUUUGCUGUGAGCGAGCAAGGCAACAUCCCCCAUUCCCAUGAUUGGGUCUGGCUUGGCAAUGAAGUGGAACUGCUGGAAAACACAGUGGACAUUUCGCUCCCGUCAGAGGAGUGCACUACCAUGAUCGACAGAGGAAUGCAGUUCGAAGAAAGCAACUUUCUCCUUAACGGGAGCUCUCAGAAGACUCUUCAUAAUCAUAUCCUCAGAUCUUCUGAGUAUCUUUGUGAAAAAGAAGUUAAAAGUGAACCUAUAAAUCCUUCUGGGCCAAAGCAGAAGCGAGUAAAGUUCACUUCAUAUACAACGAUACUGCCGGAGGAUGGAGGCCCCUACACCAAUUCAAUUCUAUUUGACAGUGAUGAUAAUAUUAAAUGGGUAUGCCAAGAUAUGAAUCUUGGUGACUCCAAGGAACUUAGGGACUAUAUGGAAAGACUGCAAGACAAUAUGUGA
This is a messenger RNA of Mesitornis unicolor (brown roatelo), 1992 nucleotides long. RefSeq names its product transmembrane protein 132B (gene TMEM132B). The coding region runs from base 208 to 1992 and encodes 594 amino acids. Lineage: Eukaryota; Metazoa; Chordata; Aves; Mesitornithiformes; Mesitornithidae. The record is from RefSeq and is a predicted model, not a curated record. The transcript is spliced from 6 exons.